Messenger RNA from Lethenteron reissneri (Far Eastern brook lamprey), 1302 nucleotides. Its product is annotated as tropomyosin alpha-4 chain-like. The record is from RefSeq and is a predicted model, not a curated record. Lineage: Eukaryota; Metazoa; Chordata; Hyperoartia; Petromyzontiformes; Petromyzontidae.
CUAAAUCCGUUACAGCCGCGGCGGCCGCAGCAUCGGUUUGUUUUCUGUGCGCCUUCAAAAACUAACGAGAGAAAUUAAGUAAACGCCAUACAUUUAUAUAGAAGUAAAUGUAAUUCUCAAACUACUAUUUUGGGGCGUGGAGGUUUGCUUGUCGAGGAAGUGUAUUGUCUUCAAUAUCGAGGAAACGCGUAAUUAUAAUCCGUGGAUUAUUAUUUAGUUUACUUUCCGAUUUAUGCAUUUACUGGUCGACGAACUUUCUUGAUUAAGAGACCGCUGCGGGGCAGGAAUCUGGCCAGCGUUCGAACGACAAGAAUCCAAUCGGCGGUGAGGCACUCCUUUAGCCGAGUUCUCAACCGCAAGCCUCUCGCGAUGAACACCAGCGCCAUGGACGACAUUCACUCCCUCGAGUGCGUCCGCUCGAAGAUCAAGACCUUGCAAUGCCAGGCGAAGAGUGCCGAGGAGCGGGCAGCCUGCCUCAACAGCGAUCUCUACUCGGAGAAGCAGGCCCGCGAAGAGGCGGAGAGCCGCGUGGCGUGCAUGGGCAAGCAGGUGCACGUGACACGGGCAGAGCUGAGCCGGGCCGAGCAGGACCUACACUCGGUGCUGGAUCAGCUCAACGACGCCGAGCACGUGGCCUGCGAGUACAAGAAGGCAAUGUGUGACCUGGAAGACCGCGUGCUCUGCGGGGAGCAGACCAUCGAUGAGCAGUGCAUGCAGCUGAAGCGAGCUCGGGAGAUGCUCACGGAGACCGAGUGCCAAUUCAAGGAGGCCAACAGAGUGCUGCGGAUUCUGGAAGGCGACCUCAUCAAGUCGGAGGAGCGCGCAUGCUGCUCCGAGCAGGGCGUGGUGCAGCUGGAGAAGAAGCUGAAGAAGCUGAAGGAGGAGCUGCUGCUCAUGUUCCGCAACGAGGAGAUGCUGCUGCACUCGGAGAAGAUGUACGAGAAGGAGAUGGCGAGCCAGAUGGAGCGGCUGCACGACAUGGAGGUGCGUGCGGAGUGCGCGGAGAAGCACACGCGCAAGCUGGAGAAGGUGGUGCACCAGCUGGAGGACAAACUCUCCCAGGCUGAGUGCGUGAACGUCGACCUGGAGAGUGAGAUGACGCACAUCUUCUGCGAGCUCAAGCGAUGCCUCUGAGCUUGGCGGCGGGGUCACCAGGGGGGGGGGGGGGGGGGUCACGUCCCACUGCCAUGACCCCCAACCCCCCGAUAUUAGCAGAAGUCGCGCGUGCCAUUGCUGUUCACGACACGCGCGCUAAUGGUGAGAUAAUUAAAAGUUCCCGUCGGUAAGAUGGAGUUUGCUUGC